AUGUCUUUUUCAAUUCUGUGGAAUGCCACUGUGUGUUUCAGCAAAUUGUCAGUUCUAUUGAUGUAUCCAACACUGAUACCCACAUUGUCAAUGUUGAAGCGGACCCGUGUUCUCGGCGCUUUGAUCAUAACGUGGAACAUGGCUGACUUUAUUGCUGUUUUGUUGAUAUGCCGACCGCUCGCGAAGAAUUGGGACUUGGGGUUACCAGGGACUUGCGGUAAUCAACCAGCGUUUUAUUUCGCAAUGGGGUUCGUCAACCUCCUUAUGGAUGCUGUAAUUAUCGUGCUACCAAUGCCAUAUCUUUACAAUUUGCGACUGGCUUGGCACGAGAAGUUAGCCGCGAUGGCCUUGCUUAGUGUUGGAGCAGGAACUUGGGCCAUUACUAUUUACCGACAAACACUACUACCUAGUUUGGACUUCACGGAUAUGACGUACAGCGGUGUGCUCGCCACAAACCUUUCGGGCCUUGAGCCUGCGGUCGCGAUCGCUCUGGCAUGCAUUCCCCACAUGCGCCCUUUGUUCAGGAAGUCAAGGAGGACUACCCACUCUAGCUACCAGUGCGGCAGUAGCAGGCAAAUUAGUCUUUUCCCAAAGAAAAGAAGCGAACUUCAUAGUAUCGACCCCACAGCUCCGUUCCCGAGAUUGGUGGACAACAACGAUGCUUCCUCGCAAGCUGAGCUGCAACCUAUCAACCCUUCGCACAUGGUUCGUGUCUCAUCUGUUUACAAGCACUAA
Molecule: messenger RNA, 735 nt
Organism: Bipolaris maydis ATCC 48331
Lineage: Eukaryota; Fungi; Ascomycota; Dothideomycetes; Pleosporales; Pleosporaceae
Source: RefSeq, a predicted model, not a curated record